AUGUGUGAUGCGGGAAAACUUGUGACUGCAAAAGAACUCUUUUGUAGUCUUUCUACCAAAGGGUUGCAACCUGAUGCUCUCACUUACACUGUAAUGUUCAGAGGACUAUGCAAAGAGGGUCUAAUAAAUGAAGCCUGCGAGCUGUUUGAGAAAAUGGAUGGGAAGGGUUGCUUGCCUGACAAUGUCUCAUAUAACACAAUUAUCCAAGGAUUACUGCAACGUGAUGAGCAAUCAAGGGCAGUAGAAUAUAUUAAAAUAAUGGUUGACAAGGGUUUCUCUGCAGAUGCAACAACUGCAACCAUGGUGAUUGACUUGUUGUGUGCUAAUAAAGCUGAGAAGGCAAUUAGAGAGUGGUUUGAGAAGCUUUUGUAA
Molecule: messenger RNA, 372 nt
Organism: Carya illinoinensis
Lineage: Eukaryota; Viridiplantae; Streptophyta; Magnoliopsida; Fagales; Juglandaceae
Product: pentatricopeptide repeat-containing protein At3g22470, mitochondrial-like
Exons: 1
Coding region: 1-372 (123 amino acids)
Molecular function (GO): protein binding
Source: RefSeq, a predicted model, not a curated record